UCAAGCAGUAAAAUGGCAGAAGCCAGAGUUUUUCAGGAUGAGUUCUUGUGUCCAGUGUGUAAGGAUCUCCUGAAGGAUCCAGUGACCAUCCAGUGUGGACACAGUUACUGUAAGAGCUGUAUUACAGGCUGCUGGGAUCAGGAGGAUCCGAUGAGAGUCUACAGCUGCCCUCAGUGCAGACGGACCUUCAGUCCAAGACCUGCUCUAGCUGCAAACACCAUGCUGGCUGAAGUGGUGGAGAAACUGAAGAAGAGGAAACGUCCUGCUGACUGUUUAGCUGAAGCUGGAGAUGUGCAGUGUGAUGUCUGUACUGGAACAAAAUAUAAAGCCGUCAAGUCCUGUCUGAUGUGUCUGAACUCUUACUGUCAGAAUCAUCUUGAACAACAUGAGAGUUGGUUUAAAGGAAAGAGACACAAUUUGACUGAUGUCACUGGACGACUGCAGGAGAUGAUCUGCCAGAAACAUGAGAAGAUCCUGGAGGUUUUCUGUCGCACUGACCAGAAAUGUAUAUGUGUGCUGUGUACGAUGGAUGAACAUAAAAACCAUGAUACUACAUCAGCCGCAGCACAGAGGACAGAGAAACAGAAGCAGCUGAAGGAGACCCAGAAGACGUUCCAGCAGAGAAUCCAGCAGAGAGAAAAAGAUCUUCAGCAGCCAAGAGAGGCUGUGGGGUCUGAUAAGUGCUCUGCACAGACAGCAGUGGAGGACAGUGAGAGGAUCUUUACCGAGCUCAUCCGCUCCAUUGAGAAAAGCUGGUCUGAGCUGAUACGGCUGAUAAGAGAUCAGAAAAAGGCUGCAGUGAGUCAAGCUGAAGGACAACUGGAGCGACUGGAGCAGGAGAUCAAUGAUCUGAGGAGAAGAGAGGCUGAGUUGGAGCAGCUUUCACACACACAGGAUCACAUCCAGUUCCUGCAGAUUUUCCAGUCUCUCUCAGCACCUCCUGAAGCUACAGAAGUAAAUGACGGUCACUCCAUUUCUCUCUUCUCUUCUGAUGGCCUGAGAGAAUCUGUCCUUCAACUGAGAGACAAACUGGAGGAUUACUGCAAAGUGGAGUUUAAGAAGAUCUCAGACAGAGUCAUAUCCACCAACGUUGUUCCCAGGACCAGGAACGACUUCCUAAAAUAUUCCCAUCAGCUCACUCCGGAUCUGAACACAGUGAAUAAAUACCUCCGUCUGUCUGAGAGCAACAGAGUGAUUGCUUACAAUAACAAAGACCAGUCAUAUCCUGAUCAUCCAGACAGAUUUGAUGUGUAUCGUCAGGUGUUGUGUAGAGAGAGUGUGCGUGGACGCUGUUACUGGGAGCUGGAGUGGAGUGGAAGUGAUGGUGUGCGAAUAUCAGUGUCAUAUAAGAGCAUCAGCAGGAAGGGACGGGAUAAAGAGUGUAGGUUUGGAUGUAAUGAUCAGUCCUGGAGUUUGUUGUGCAUUCCUUCUAGAUAUUCAUUCUGCCACAAUAAGACACGGUCUAUUCUCCCUGUAAAGUCCAUCAGCAAUAGUAUAGGUGUGUUUGUGGAUCCCAGUGCAGGAACUCUGUCCUUCUACAGUGUUUCUGAUACAGUGAGCCUCAUCCACACAGUCCAGACCACAUUCACUCAGCCGCUCUAUCCUGGGUUUGGAUUAGGAUCUGGAUCAUCAGUGAAACUGACAAACAUUGUUGAUGAAUCAGAAUUUGAGCUGUCGUUUGCUGUCUCUGUAAAAAGCGGUAAAAUGGCAGAAGAAGGAGUUUUUCAGGAUGAUUUCUUGUGUCCAGUGUGUAAGGAUCUCCUGAAGGAUCCAGUGACCAUCCAGUGUGGACACAGUUACUGUAAGAGCUGUUUUACAGGCUGCUGGGAUCAGGAGGAUCCGAUGAGAGUCUACAGCUGCCCUCACUGCAAACAGACCUUCAGUCCAAGACCUGCUCUAGCUACAAACAGCAUGCUGACUGAAGUGGUGGAGAAACUGAGGAAAAGGAAACGUCCUGCUGACUGUUUAGAUGAAGCUGGAGCUGGAGAUGUGCAGUGUGAUGUCUGUACUGGAACUAAAUAUAAAGCCGUCAAGUCCUGUCUGAUGUGUCUGAAUUCUUACUGUCAGAAUCACCUUGAAGAACAUGAGAGUUGGUUUAAAGGAAAGAGACACAAUUUGACUGAUGCCACUGGACGACUGCAGGAGAUGAUCUGCCAGAAACAUGAGAAGAUCCUUGAGGUUUUCUGUCGCACUGACCAGAAAUUUAUAUGUGUGCUGUGUACAAUGGAUGAACAUAAAAACCAUGAUACUGUAUCAGCUGCAGCACAGAGGACAGAGAAACAGCACCAGCUAAAAGAGAUGCAGAAGACGUUCGAGCAGAGAAUCCAGCAGAAAGAUAAAGACCUUCAGCAGCUAAGAGAAUCUGUGGAGUCUCAGAAGCGCUCUGCACAGACAGCAGUGGAGGACAGUGAGAGGAUCUUUACUGAGCUCAUCCACUCAGCCAUUGAGAAAAGCUGGUCUGAGCUGAUACGGCUGAUCAGAGAUCAGGAAAAGGCUGCAGUGAGUCGAGCUGAAGGACGACUGGAGCAACUGGAGCGACUGGAGCAGGAGAUCAGUGAUCUGAGGAGGAGAGACACUGAGCUGGAGCAGCUUUCACACACACAGGAUCACAUCCAGUUUCUGCAGAUUUUCCAGUCUCUCUCAGCACCUCCUGAAACUACAGAAGUAAAGGAUGACCCCUUCAUUUCUCACUUCUCUUCUGAUUACCUGAGAGAAUCUGUACUUCAGCUGAUAGACAAACUGGAGGAUUUUUGCAAAAAGGAGCUCAAGAAGAUCUCAGACAGAGUCACAUCCACCAACGUUGUUCCCAGGACCAAGAGCGACUUCUUACGAUAUUUCCAUCAGCUCACUGUGGAUCCAAACACAGCACAUAUUUACCUCCGUCUGUCUGAGAGCAACAGAAUGAUUACUACCGCUAGAACAGUCCAGCCGUAUCCUGAUCGUCCAGACAGAUUUAAUUAUCGGUCUCAGGUGUUGUGUAGAGAGAGUGUGCAUGGACGUUGUUACUGGGAGCUGAAGUGGAGUGGAAAUAAUGGUGUGCGAAUAUCAGUGUCAUAUAAGAGCAUCGGCAGGAAGGGAGGGGGUAAAGAGUGUAGGUUUGGAUAUAAUGAUCAGUCCUGGAGUUUGUUUUGCACUCCCUACAGUUGCUCAUUCAUACACAAUAACAUACGGACUGCUCUCCCUGUAAAGUCCAUCAGUAGGAGAAUAGGAGUGUAUGUGGAUCACAGUGCAGGAACUCUGUCCUUCUACAGAAUCUCUAAAACAAUGAGCCUCAUCCACACAGUGAAGACCUCAUUCACUCAACCGCUCUAUCCUGGGUUUACUGUUCAUAGACGAUCAUCAGUGAAACUGACAAACUGUAUUGAUGAAUUAGAAUAGAUUGA
Molecule: messenger RNA, 3383 nt
Organism: Labeo rohita (rohu)
Lineage: Eukaryota; Metazoa; Chordata; Actinopteri; Cypriniformes; Cyprinidae
Exons: 12
Coding region: 13-3378 (1121 amino acids)
Molecular function (GO): protein binding; zinc ion binding
Source: RefSeq, a predicted model, not a curated record